AUGGGUAAGCGCGGUGGGACUGCCACUGCCCCUGCGGCCGCACCGGAGCAGGCAGUGCAGGCUGCUGCCGAGGCUCCCAAGCCAAAGCCGGCCGAUGCCACUCCAAAUGCAGGAGCCGGCACUCCAGCCAUGCAGCCUCCCAUGGAGCAGCCGCAGAAGAGGGUCAAGAAGGAGAAGGAGCAAUCUGCUCGAAAGGAGAAGCGCCAGCGAGAAGGCCUUGCUGCCGCGGCCAACGGCGCGCUCGCCACGCCGUCGCCUGCGCGGGCGCCCUCCGCCCUCGCAGAGAUUCCCAAGGUGAAGAAGCCUCGCCGCGUGACAACCGGGGGCAUUGCGUGGGCGCUGAGUGAGAUACGCACUGCCCUGGAGGGCAUCACGGAUGUGGAAGGGGUCCGUGAGCUGCUGGAUCGCUUCCCAGAGUGCAUUCUGGUCGGCGGGAUUGCCGCGCGCCGAGAGGUCAUCGCUGCUCUGCUGGGGGAGACCGCUGUAGCAGAGCAAGCUGCUGCGAUCCUUGUGCAGCCUGGCAUGCGGCAGCCGAUGGCCUGGGAGAUGAGGUCGGGGAAAGAUAUUUGCACCCUCGAGGGGGCCGAGGCGGAGCAGUGGCUCCGCGAGGUGCAGCGCAGUGUUCAGCAGGCCUUGGGGAAUCGACUCAAGGUCGACAGGCUCCGGAUGCGCCUCUCAGCGGCAGGCUGUGCGAACCUGGACCUAAUGCACCUACCAGAGAAAGGCUCGUUCUCCGAGUCCAAGAUCGAGGACAUGCGCGCACGCUACCUCUCCUCCGCAGGCAACCUCCUCGUCUGCCUUGAGCCUGGCCCGCCAUUGGAGCUCUGCCGCAGGUUCGACCCGCAGCUGAAACGCACCGUGCUGGUGGGGGCUGCCGCUUCACAGGUCAACUCCGGAGGGGACGACCUGCUGCCAGCGUCCGUCCUCUGCGGGCCGGACGCAGCAUCGUGUUUGGAGGAGCGCUUCGCCAAGCUCUGCCGCGAGCGAGCCCCAAUUUGGCUUUCAAGUCUGGAGAAGCUUGAGCUGCGCCUGUCGAAAUCCAGCCUGGAAGCGCGAGAGAUGGAGCAGAAGGAGCACGCCGGCGAGGUCUUGACAAAGGCCACCAGGGAACGACAGAUGGGGUAG
Symbiodinium natans is the source of this 1125-nucleotide messenger RNA. The record is from the annotation of a GenBank genome assembly. Lineage: Eukaryota; Dinophyceae; Suessiales; Symbiodiniaceae.